UCUAUUUUUUGUACACCCCUAGCUCUUAGAGGCUUGACCAACCAAUAAGCUAUUUUUUUGUGUUUGGUGGGGGAGCGGAAUAAGCGGAUAGGAAUUAGUGGAUUUGCCUCAAUCCGCUGAUUUCCCAAAAUUUACUUCAAUAAGCCCAAAUUUGAGGAAGAAGCAAUACAUUUUCGAUUUUCCCGCCUUCAACGUUCACCAACAAACAAUGGAGAAAUUGAAACCUUUCUCUCCAUUUCGACUCUCUGCUCUUCUUCGACAACAAAAAGACCCAAAACUUGCCCUCAAUCUCUUCCUAAACCCUAAUUCUAACAAUAAACCCUACCCAUAUUCCCUCCUUUCCUAUGAUCUCAUCAUUACCAAACUUGGCCGAGCAAAAAUGUUCGAUGAAUUGGAACUAAUCCUGUCAAAAUUGAAGCUUGAAACUCGUUUUACACCUACAGAAAUCAUUUUCUGCAAUGUAAUUACUUAUUAUGCUCAAGCUCGAUUGCCCGAAAGAGCACUCCAUGUGUUCGAUGAAAUUCCCUCGUUUCGAUGUCCAAGAACGGUGAAAUCCUUGAAUACUCUGUUAAAUGGAUUAUUAAUUUGUCGGGAAUUUGAUAAAUUGGAAAGGGUUUUUGUGGGUAUUGAUUGGUUUGCUUCCCCAGAUGUUUGUAGUUAUAAUAUCAUGAUUAAUUCUUAUAGGGUGCGGAAUGAUAUGGAGAGUGCAUGGAAGAUGUUUGAUGAAAUGCGUGAGAGAAGGGUUCGGCCUAAUGAGGUGACUUUUUCUACGUUGAUUACGGGGCUUUGUGCGAGUUUGAAGGUGAAGGAGGCGCUUAGGUUGAAGAAAGAUAUGACCCGGGUUUACAAUGUUGAACCUACAUUUUAUGUUUAUGCUUCAUUGAUCAAGGGGUUUUGUGAGAUUAAAGAGUUGAAUUUGGCAUUUAAACUUAAGGAUGAGAUGCUAGAAAAGAACGUUGAAGUGGAUUCGGCUAUUUAUACUACUUUGAUUAGUGGUCUUUUUAAGGUUGGGCGAAAGGAUGAGGUUGUUGUUGUGUUGGAGGAGAUGAAAAGAAUUGGGUGUUUGCCUAACACCGUGACUUAUAAUGCUCUCAUUAGUGGAUAUUGUGCCGAGAAGCGUUUUGACUUAGCAUUGGAGGUUUUAAAUGAGAUGGAAGGGAAAACAUGUAAACCUGAUGUCAUUAGUUAUAAUGUGUUGAUCAAAGCCUAUUUCAACGAGGGAAAAAUAAGAGAAGCCACUGAUUUAUUUGAAGAUAUGCCUAGGCGAGGAUGUAAACCUGAUGUUGUGUCUUAUCGGAUAGUUGUUCAGGGGCUUCUUUCUGGGAUGAAACUGAAGGAAGUGGCAUUUAUUUUGGAUGAAAUGGUGUUCAAGGGUUAUGCCCCUCAUCUUUUGACUGUUAACAAAUUUAUGAACCUUCUGUGUGAAGAAGGGGAUUUGGAAUUGUUGUUUGAAGUAGUAAAUAUUCUAGCCAAAGGAAAUUAUAUUGACACCAAUUCUUGGACAUUAGCUGUUUCAGCCAUUUCCUCGAAUUAUGAGCUAUUGGAUUUCCAUGAUGUUUCAAUGCUUUAGCUAAUCCAUAUACUGCGACUCCUUGAGCUUCCUUCGAUAAUUCUUGUGUCACUGUAUAACUUUAUUACUUUAUAUAACAUUUGGGCUGCAUUGCUUGAUGGCUAAUCACAUGUAUUUGGGUCUGAAUAAUUUAACUUAUUUUGGCA
Molecule: messenger RNA, 1716 nt
Organism: Chenopodium quinoa (quinoa)
Lineage: Eukaryota; Viridiplantae; Streptophyta; Magnoliopsida; Caryophyllales; Amaranthaceae
Product: putative pentatricopeptide repeat-containing protein At1g53330
Exons: 1
Coding region: 209-1570 (453 amino acids)
Molecular function (GO): protein binding
Source: RefSeq, a predicted model, not a curated record